AUGGACAGUGAAAGUGACAGUUUGGUUUCUGAUAUACCUUUGCCGUGUGUUAGUGCCGAACCUUCACAUGAGCGACGAACGACCGUUAAUCGCAAACGAUCAUAUCAACGUCCAGUUCCGUUCCUCUACUCCGAAGGUUCCUAA
Molecule: messenger RNA, 144 nt
Organism: Anisakis simplex (herring worm)
Lineage: Eukaryota; Metazoa; Nematoda; Chromadorea; Rhabditida; Anisakidae
Source: the annotation of a GenBank genome assembly